GGGCGGGGACAAUGCUGGGGAAAGGAGGAAGCGGGGUCGAAGCGGCCGGGCUUGGGAAGAGAAGUUCGGCUGUUAGGUCGAGUAAAGAAAUAAGCACCGGUAGGGAAAGCUGACCCAGCGAGGUCCUUUCGCGGGUUCUGAUCUGCAAUAUUUAUUGUUAACGGAGAGAGAGCUGCAGCUUGCUGAGAGGAACAAGAGAACUCGCGUCUUUUUUUCCCCCAGCUCGGCGAAAUCUGUACCUCGGCCCGGAAUGGGUGAAUCGGUUCACGGUAAACGAGAUCCGCUUAGGAAAUCGGGGCCCGUAGCUGAGCUGGAGGUUAGCAACAGAACAGAAAGACCGAAAUUCCAAAACAAGAAGGGGGGGGGGGAAACCAUCCUUUUCUUUAGGAUGCUAGUCACCGGAUCUAGGAUAACAACACAAUUACAACGUUGAACGUUCGCUCCACCUUAAGAAGGCGUCCGGCCGUGCGGUGGGAGCGCCACCCUGUAGUAAGGAAUAAGGGGCUGGCUCUUCUCUGAUUGGUCCACUGGUUUCAGUCCAAGCAGGAUGUUUGUAGCUUGAAACCCGCUGAGAGCCAAAUAUCGCAGUGCUUCAAAGACAAGAAUUGACUCCUUUCUCCAGGGAAAUUCCGCAACGGGAUAAACCUUCUCCUUUUCUUUAUGUGCCAUUAAAGCUGUUUAUGGCAUGGAAGAAAGCAAAACACACAAUACUGGAGCAGCAAGUAGUUGUCACGGCAUCGUUGGACAACUUGCAAGAAACUGGCAGAGCUGGUCCAAGGAUCAUGUGGCUUAUCAGCAACAAAACCCAUUUAGCAAUGGCACCCAAGUAACCUUACGCACUGAGAAAGGGGAUCCCACUUAUGGGAGACCACCUGAAGGCUCCAAAACUGAGCAGAGAGGAAAAGAUGCACACGCACAUAUAGGCAAAGAAAUGGAAGAACUAUGCUUAAUUAUACGUAACACUGGAAAGAAGGAACAGGAUGGGCAAGUGAGAAUAACAUUUAAACAGCUCUUUGAUAGAUAUGUGACUAUAUCCAAUAAACUAGUAGGUGUCCUCUUAAGAGCAAGGAAGUAUGGCCUGGUUGACUUUGAAGGUGAAAUGCUUUGGCAAGGAAAAGAUGAUAGUGUAGUUAUUACUUUGUUCGAAGAUAAAGAUUAUCCAGGUAUUUCAUGAUUAAAUCAGAAAUCUGUUAAAG
Notechis scutatus (mainland tiger snake) is the source of this 1196-nucleotide messenger RNA. The record is from RefSeq and is a predicted model, not a curated record. NCBI's taxonomy places the organism in Eukaryota, Metazoa, Chordata, Lepidosauria, Squamata, Elapidae.